CGUGAAUUAUAAUAGUUGUCUUGAAGAUGGCUGAUCAGAGUUACAAUGCUGUCAUUAUUGCUGUCGUGGCUGUCUUCGUCACUUUGACUGUUGUAACGACAGCUUUUCGCCUGUACACCAAGGUUGUCGCCGUGAAGAAGUCAGGUUGGGAAGACUGGUUGAUGUGCGUUGCCACUGUAGGGCUAGUGACCAUUUGCGGCGCAGGCGCAGGGUCCCUCUCCCUUGGCCUCCUCCAGCAUACGAAGGACAUUCCCCGACACGAUCUGAUAGCUCUCGGCAACGUCAUCAACGUCAUAGUCUUCGUCUACAUCCCGGCCAUCGCCUUCACAAAGCUCAGCAUCCUUCUCCAAAUGACGCGAAUCUUCAUCCCCAUCCACGGCACCAAGUCCUUCUACGCCAUGCUCGCGUUCAUCACUAUCAAUAUGCUGUACUACCUCGCGGACUUCAUCGCCCAGUUCGUGGCAUGCUUCCCGCGCUCCAAAACGAUGAACGAGGAGAUACCGGGCAUGUGCGAAAUCUGGCUUGUAAAUAGCAUCCUUAGCGGCGUCUUCAAUAUGGUUUCGGACUUCAGCAUGUUGGCCAUGCCGAUUUUCUGGAUUACGCGGCUGCAUAUGUCGACUGGCCGGAAAGUCGUCGCUUCCGCUGUGUUCACGGUCGGAAUACUGGCCUGCGCAGCGAGCACGACUCGUUUGGUGUUCAGCAUCAAAUAUAUGCUGAACACGUCCGAAGACGAGAUGGACUCUAAUGUCCGCCUGGCUUUGUGCAGGACAUCAGAGGUCACAGCUGGAAUUGUGUGCGGCAACCUUCCCAGCCUGCCGGCCUUCAUUAGGCACGCGAGGGGUAAAGACCAGAGCAGUGGAGUGGUGGUUCAAGCGAAACCUCGGGGCGGUGACCUGGAGAAACUGCCGUCGAUGCCUGAUAAGAUGCCGGAGCUGGUUUUCCUAGCGGGCGCCCGUGGCGAAGUUAUUUGAGACGGUGUUGUUCCAUUGACAAAACGAAACAACUAUUCGUAAGGUAGAAAACGAAGAAGAGGCCCCUGGCAUCUCAAAGGGGGAGCGCCUCUUCGCACGAGCGGCGCGGUUGUACGGGAGCUGUGCUAUCUCAACGACUUCGCAGAUCGUCCGUUGAUAUCCGGGGCGUUAGAGAGAACUCGUCUAAGGAGAUCCUUCACGCAUGUGGCGAGUAUGCUCUUCGAUUCAUCGUGUUAGCAUCUCGAAAAGCAAUUCUAGGGACGGUCACCAGACUUGGAAUUAUAGAUAAGAAGCAACGUUUGGGAAGGAAAAGAUGGUAAAAGGU
Molecule: messenger RNA, 1296 nt
Organism: Trematosphaeria pertusa
Lineage: Eukaryota; Fungi; Ascomycota; Dothideomycetes; Pleosporales; Trematosphaeriaceae
Exons: 5
Coding region: 27-971 (314 amino acids)
Source: RefSeq, a predicted model, not a curated record